UCAUUCCAUAGCUCACCGUUAUCGCGUUUACUAUUUCGUCAGGUCCUAUCUAAGCUCGUCCAGGAUUCUCGCAGCCCACCAGAGCCCGCACUCAUCCCGUCCAGAGGUUUUCUCACCCCUCCUGGCGGACAGUUGGUGCAGACUUUAGUGGGUCACUCGGCCAGCACCGUGUAUGGACUCGCUGCGACAACUGACGGCAAAUGCGUUGUUACAGGGUCACAUGACGGUGUUGUCAAAGUCUGGGACAUCAGAGACGGUUCGUUAUUGCUGACCGUGCCUGAAGCUGGGCAAGAGAUUGGCAAGGUCGCGUGCUGUUGUGACGAUGGCAUCAUCGUGGUUUCCUCUAAGACUGGAAUAGCUGUGAUCUCGUUUGAAACCGGUGAAAUUCUUCAUAGAGUGGAAACCAAGUAUUUUGAGAGCUUUCCUCCACUCACAAUUGCUGGCGAAAACGGAACUAAAGUUGUCUUCUUCAAAGAGAAGGGUUUGCAUGUCAUCCUAACGUCUACGGGCAAAUUUUUGCACCAAUUUUCAAGCAUCAACCCCGUCGGCAAUGCGGGACAGAACAGUUUGCUCACCUCCUGGAAUGACAUCGUACUCUGUAACUCAAAACAAAACGAAAACUCCUUGAAAGUGAUUGAUGCCCACGACUUCAAAAUCCUCCAUUCAAUCACGGUGUUCGAUGAGAAAGACGAAGAAAAUCUACUACACCUCACUCAGAUAGCGAUGAAAUCCGAAAACGAGGUUCUAGUUGCCAAGAAGAUGAAAGUUGAUCUGUUCUCGGUCGAUAAAGGGGAAUUGUUACGAACGUACAAGUGCAAAAUCGAUGACUGGGUUAGAAACGCGUCGCUGGACCCCACACAAAAUAUGUUGGUUUUUCCUAAACACGAUAAAGUCGCUCUAAUUGAUCUCGAAAGCGGCGAGAGAAGGGAUGUUUUACCACACCCAAAUUACGUCUCCAGGAUUUUUUCGGUGGGCUGUGAUGGGAUUCUCACUUCCGGAGGUGACAACGUUGUAAGAGUCUGGGACCUAACUCGAGAGGAUGUUCGUAGACAGGUCGAAAAGCCUGAGACUUUAUUAAACAUUUAUUCCAUUCCCGGCGACUCCAGACACUUGGUAACAGUCGGCCGAUUGGGGAUUGAUAAUUUUUGCGUGACUAUUUGGGAUUUGCCUACGGUGUUACCAGUGCGCAAAGUCACUGGUAUUACAACAAGCUACCUUCAGAUCAUCAAUGACAGAAGAGUUGCUAUCCGUGUCAACAAUAGCGUGGCGAUCGUGGAUUUGUGCACGUGGAAGGUUGUGACGGUUCUAAAAGGAAAAAUCUCUGCGGAUGAUCUGUUGGGCGUGGAAGACAUCUGUGUUGUGAACGACAGAACAGAGAUUCUUACUUACUCGCACGAUCGCAAGAAUUUGACGCUCUAUGACAUCGAAACAGGCGACCAAGUCGCCGUGUUAAAAUCGGGCACAUCCCAACAUGACAUUCGUUCCUUCCUCGUAAACUCAGAAGGAACGGUUGCUGUGUGGAACGUGGCCCGGCCAUGUGACCAGUUGCAGGUGUGGGACCUGGAAACGAGAAAGCAAAUUUUUGUGAUCCAGAGGGAGGGGUGUGAGAGGUUGACCAAGACUCAUGCGGGCUUUACGCCGGAUGGCCAGUAUUUCGUAUCGUGUGCUAAAAAGACUAACAAAACUGACUCUAUCCAAUUCUCAGCGGUGUGGGAUGUACAGAGAAAGAUGCUGGCGCACGACUUGCGGUAUACAGAUGAUACAGACACCAUUGCUGUGAAAGUUAUGGACAACACCCGUGCGGUGACUGCGCACAAGGACUUGAACAUCGUCUGCUGGGACAUUGAACAAGGGACCCUUCUUCAUAUCCUUCCCAGCAGCCAUUUCAGUAACCUGCGCAUUGACGUCAUCGCCUCAAAAGGGGACAUAGUGGUUUCCUAUGACGAGAAGACGCUGAUCAUGUGGGAUAUGAGAGCGGGCGUGCAAAAAGCCUCUUUCACGGCAGACAAGGUGACAGCUGUUCAUCCCGUGGGGGAGGGUCAGUGUAUUGCUCUUGGCUAUGAAAGUGCUUUGCCCUUAGUACUUCUUACUCUCCAGGGAGGGGACAUUAAGCCGUACGAAUUCCCUACCGAGGGUACAAAGGCCAUGGCUGGAACAGGUAUGAUGUGAAAUCAAAAUGCUUUUUUUAAGACUGGUUUACCUGAAGACAACGAUUUUGUUUCCAUUGUUUAAUUCUUCGAGUCGGUUUAUCUAAAGGCAAUGCGUCAUUGUAAAGCGAGAAUCACGCAAUUUUUGCCCGCUUCUGGUUUCUUUUUGCUUUCUUUUAAUUAUUUUUAAAUUAUUCAUUUUAAAUGAGAAAAUUUGUCGUCAGUGACUCAAAACGACGAAUUUUUUUCUUUUUGAAUUUCUUGGAAGCCAGGAAUCGAUCGAUGGUUAUACUUAAUUCAUGGUUUUUUUAAAUAUGUUUUAAAGUUUUUCACAUUUACAUGUAAAUCUACUACUAAUUUGAUGCCGUUUUUGUU
Orbicella faveolata is the source of this 2522-nucleotide messenger RNA. RefSeq names its product NACHT domain- and WD repeat-containing protein 1-like. Gene Ontology annotation, molecular function: protein binding. The record is from RefSeq and is a predicted model, not a curated record. NCBI's taxonomy places the organism in Eukaryota, Metazoa, Cnidaria, Anthozoa, Scleractinia, Merulinidae.